This is a messenger RNA of Xyrauchen texanus (razorback sucker), 4716 nucleotides long. RefSeq names its product cyclin-dependent kinase 16. The record is from RefSeq and is a predicted model, not a curated record. Gene Ontology annotation, biological process: neuron projection development; exocytosis; protein phosphorylation. The coding region runs from base 222 to 1679 and encodes 485 amino acids. The transcript has 17 exons. NCBI's taxonomy places the organism in Eukaryota, Metazoa, Chordata, Actinopteri, Cypriniformes, Catostomidae. Gene Ontology annotation, molecular function: protein kinase activity; ATP binding. Gene Ontology annotation, cellular component: cytoplasm; synaptic vesicle; nucleus.
CCUGGCCGGACGGGAGAAAUGUCCGUUCAUCUGUCCGUGAUUCAGCUCGAACGUUUUAAACAUUCACCUUAUCACAGUACAGAUGUUAUCUUGUGAGAUAUAAAUGUGACUUAGGCUACUGUACUGCAGUGAGUAGUACUGAAUGCGGCUGUCUCAGCGGACAUCACACGCGUCGCAUCUUACUGCAGAAUCAUCUAGGCCACAGGCAGAGCCGAGCUUUGAUGGACCGCAUGAAGAUCAUAAAAAAACAUCUGUCCAUGAGCUUGCACAGUGUCCGGCGUCUUGAUGAAAGUCUGUCAGAUCUUCCAGAACACACUGGAUUGGAUGAGCCCUCCGUGUCACUGGCCUGUGUUCAUGUUAAAAUGGGUUCAGAUGGAGAGAGUGAUCAGGCUUCAGGAGCCUCUUCUGAUGAAGUUCAGAGUCCUGUAAGAGUCCGAAUGCGCAACCUUCCACAGCGCAUCUGUAAUGAGGACAUAAAUAAGCGCCUGUCACUGCCAGCUGAUAUCCGUUUGCCGGAGGGUUACCUGAAGAAGUUUACCACAAACAGUCCCCCAUUUGACAAACCUUUGAGUCGAAGGCUUCGUCGAACUUCACUUUCAGAAAUUGGCUUUGGCAAAUUAGAGACAUACAUCAAACUGGACAAACUGGGAGAGGGCACAUAUGCAACAGUGUUUAAGGGUCGUAGUAAAUUAACAGAUAAUUUGGUGGCUCUGAAAGAGAUCAGACUGGAGUAUGAAGAGGGCGCACCCUGCACCGCCAUACGAGAAGUGUCUCUCCUAAAGGAUUUAAAACACGCCAACAUCGUCACCCUCCAUGACAUCAUUCAUACAGACAAGUGCCUUACACUUGUCUUCGAGUACUUGGAGAGAGAUCUCAAACAGUACCUGGAUGACUGUAGCAGUAUAAUGAGUGUUUAUAAUGUGAAGAUUUUCCUAUUUCAGCUCUUGCGAGGUCUCGCUUAUUGCCAUCGUCGAAAAGUUUUGCACAGAGACCUAAAACCUCAGAACAUUCUGAUCAACGACAGGGGAGAACUCAAACUCGCUGACUUUGGUCUUGCGCGUGAAAAGUCAGUGCCCACAAAGACAUUCUCAAAUGAAGUCGUCACACUCUGGUACAGACCUCCUGAUGUGCUGCUGGGCUCAACAGAGUACUCCACCUCCAUUGACAUCUGGGGUGUAGGUUGUAUAUUCUAUGAAAUGAUCACAGGACGGCCCCUGUUCCCUGGAUCAACUGUGGAGGAUGAACUUCAUCUUAUAUUUCGCAUCUUGGGUUCUCCUACUGAGAAGUCUUGGCCAGGAGUCAAUACCAAUGAAAACUUCCAUUCAUACAACUUUCCUCCUUAUGAUGGUGAACCUCUCAUCACACACGCACCCAGGAUCGGUAAUGAUGGUCAUGGUCUACUCUGCCAGUUAUUGCAGUUUGAGGCAAGACAGCGUAUUUUGGCAGAAGAGGCUCUCCAGCACAUUUAUUUCAGAGAUCUGGGAGACAAAGUGCAGGAACUGGCUGACACUGCAUCCAUCUUCUCCAUUAAGGAGAUUCGGCUGCAGAAGGACCCAGGAAAACACUUCAGCACUCAGAGAGAGAUGGCUGUGGCCCAUCGGAUGGGCUCAGCCCCAUCUGAACAUUUUCCCAAUGAAGGAGUGAAUCGUGUUCUACAUUCAGUCCCUCUCUCUUCAUAAACAUGCUUAUGGGUAAUUCAACAUUUCACCAAUAACUCGCCAGUACAGGAAGUUGAUGGGGAAGACACCAAACAGGAAGAGAUGCUGCAUCUUUUCAAUGCUUUUGCCUUAUAAAUCAAAAGUUGGUAUGUGUUUGCAAGUGUGUAAUGAGGGCACCUGAGCAGUUUCAUUACUGCAACACCUUGUUGCCAUUUCACUACUCCUAUAAUGUUUAUUAAAUAACCACCAGAUUUGGCUCAGAUGAUCUUCAGAUCAUGACAGACAAAAAGAUUGCUAAUGUCACAUGAGAUCCAUCCAACAAUAUCUGCAUAUUUCCAGAGACUUACACAAAAUAAGCCAAUAGUUGUUUGACAUCAGUAGCAUUACGUUUAGUGCUUCUUUAUUCACUCUGUCCCCAUAGCAGCUCAGGGGUAAUCUCAAAAACAGAGCAUUUUGUUUGAACUCCGAUUAGGAUGUUUGCGGUGACAUUAUGCUCAAUGCACAACCAUAUGAUAUGUAGAGACUCACCAUAUGGGCAUAUUAAAAUCACUUCAAAAUCAUGUAAUGUUCAAUAUAAAGUAUGUAAAUAUGCGUAGGGUUGAUUUUUAGUUCACUUAUACACUCAAUGAAAUGUGCACAUACUGUGGUAGAACAAUUUAUAUCCCUUUACACCUUAUGAGUUAAAAUCAAGACUAUAGACACAAGAAAACAAAUCCGAGUGUGGUGGUGUGUUGGUUCAGCCUUAGGUCUUGAAUUUGAAGGCUGGUGGUUCAAUUCCUGUGAGGAGUGAUCUGUGAGCCAUCACCUUUGUGCCUUUGAGCACGACACUUACUGUAACACCAGGCUCCUCCAGGAAAGUUGUACCUGUAAUAAUUGAGUUGCAAGUCACUUUUGUUGAAAGCAUCUGCUGAAUUACUGCUUGCCUAGAUUAUGGAAAAAUGGAAACUCGACAUUGAUAUUUCAAAUGCAUGCAUCUCAGGAUUGACACUGUUAUACUAAAGUGUGUCCGAGCAAUCAUAGAGACAGCGAAGACUUCUGCGAACAGGUAAUAGGCAUGAAAGAGCAUGGAUAUUCUGCUACUUUUAAAGAUGUACUGACAGAAAGUGACAAGGAGAAAAUAUGAGGUGAAACUGGUUAAGAACAUGUUUGGGCCAUAUUUCACCCCAAAGUCAGAAGAAAUAAAUGAAAAAUUAUUUUGCAUAAACAAAUGGUACCUGUUUUAAAUUCAUUAAGAUUAAUGACAAUAGCUGGGUUUAUAUCCACAUAUUGUUAUGCAAAUUUUAGGAUAUUGCAUCAAAAAUGCUGGAUGGAAACACCCAAAUGCAAAUAAAAUCUCCAAAGUGCACAUAAAGAUUUUAUAAAUAUCUAUUGUGCUGAAUACCUUUUUAUUCAUUCAAAAAUAAGACAUCUGCAUAAACUACAAUGGAAACACAUUUAAAGAAUACUUUUCACUAUAUAAUUAUAUCUAAGGGAUAACAUACAGUCAGUCGGUCGUUAUCACAAAAAAUAAAUCCCAACAGGGUGAUCAUGACCUCGACGCGAAGUGGAUUAUAACAUGGCGUCCUACCAAAUAAAUAAAUUAAUGGACAUGAAAUAUUGAUUUAUUUUAUAAUGUGAGAAGAAAGAAAUUGUAGUCUCUAGAAACAGUUGAAUUUAAACUGUUUAAAUUAGUAUUUAAAUAGUUUUGUUGGUGAUCAUUUUGCCAAAAUGACCAUCUGACUGCUCAUUAUCCAGCUUAUUAAAGACUUCCUGCCAAAUCAAUUAAUAAAUGGACAUAAAAUAUUGAUUUGUGUUGAAAUUACGUAUGUUAUUAUGUGAGAAAAAUGAAAUCACUGAACAUCAAAUUUUCACCUCCGGUUGGUUUCGUAGUUCUGUUGGUGUUUAUUUAGCAAAAAUGACAAUCUGACUGCUCAUUAUCCAGCUUAUUACAAGACUACCUGCCAAAUUAAUGGACACAAAGUCCAUUAGAAACACAUGAGUCUCUAGAAACACAUGAAUUUAACUUAUGGUUUGCGUCAGUUUUGUUAGCGAUCAUUUUGCGAAAAUGACUGACUGCUCAUUAUCCAGCUUAUUACAAGACUACCUGCCAAAUGAAUGAAUAAAUGGACUUAAAAUAUUGAUUUGUGUUGAAAUUAUGUUAUUAUGUGAGAAGAAUGAAAUCACUGAACAUCAAAUUUUCAACUCCAGUUUGUGUCGUAUUUCUGUUGGUGUUAAUUUUGCAAAAAUGACUGUCUGACUGCUCAUUAUCCAGCUUAUUACAAGACUACUUGCCAAAUAAAUUAAUAAAUGGACAUGAAGUAUUGAUUUACAUCGUAAUUAUGUUAUAAUGUGAGAAGAAAGAAAUAUUUACAAACACAUGAUUUUAAGAUCUAAUUAGUGUCAGUUUUGUUUGUGAUCAUUUUGCCUAAAUGAUCGUCUGAGUGCUCAUUUUCCAGGUUAAUACAAGAGUACUUGCCAAAUAAAUAAGUAAGCCUAAAUUAUUUGAUUAGCUUACUUGUAGAGAUCACAAAGCAAUAUGAGAAGUAGGAAAAAUUACUCACAAUCUCAUGAUUACUGGACUGAUAUUACUUUAUCCACGGAUGUGGUUUUUAUUUAGGGUUGUUAUUUAGAAAUAUCAGACCACCAGAUGGCAUUAUUGACUAAUCAGAAUUGAGUAUUCCAGAGAGCUGCUUAAUAAAGGUAUACAGAUGGCCAUCAAAAAAGUUAUGUAACUUUGCCUCAAUAAGCCAUGUGAAUAAGCUCAGAGAAUAUAAUUGCAAAGCAUCUGAAAUUUUGCUAUGGUGAUUCUGAAAUCCAAAGUAUGUCAUCAAAAUGAUUGUCACUACUGGUCUAUUACUGUACAUCCCAGAACUGUGACGUCCUUUCACUCCCAGACAGAAGGCAUCUGCCACUUAACACUAACAAACAUGAAGUUCGUCAGAGCAUUUUGUCUGUGCGCUCUUAACCACAAGUCAUUUAUUACAUUGAAUCACAUGUUCUACCAAAUCAAUCUGUUUCUAGAAGUCUCUCUGUGUAUAACGCAUCCUGGACAACUGGGGAUUCUUGAUUCUGUAAUUAG